This is a messenger RNA of Alternaria atra, 1392 nucleotides long. RefSeq lists its product as uncharacterized. The transcript has a single exon. NCBI's taxonomy places the organism in Eukaryota, Fungi, Ascomycota, Dothideomycetes, Pleosporales, Pleosporaceae. Bases 1 to 1392 code for a protein of 463 amino acids. The record is from RefSeq and is a predicted model, not a curated record.
AUGCCUGUCCGCCGCCGCCGUAGCUUUCGUCCACUUGAGCUCUCCAUCUACCUUCCAGACGGCUGUGGCCAUCUAUCUCCAUUACCUGACUUUGACGGUGAAGAUGGUUGGGCUAGUCUGUCAUCGCAGCUAGAGCGUCCCGCUGAGGCACACGUUCGCGAAAGAGACUCACGGACAAGCUCUCUAUCUUCAAAUCCUUCAUUCAUCAUUCAACGUAAACCCGUCGGCGGUCAAUCUCGACGGAGCAGUGUUCAGAGCCAGAAGAGUACUACCACACACGAGAGGAGGCUCUCGGGAACCACUAUGGGCACCAUGGCUACACCUACACUGGGAUAUCUGCCAGAGCAUUCGCAGAUGCUCGAGAAGCCCACCAUUCAGCGGUCGCGCACAUCUGGCACCUUAUCGCCUGCUCGUGUGCUAUCGCGUCUUCCGUCACCGUCGCGCAAUCGUGCCAACACUGCACCAUCUUCUCGACCCGGCAGUCUCCGCCGUACCAGAACUGACGUAGAUGAUGCCAUUCGCGAACUGAACACCAUCAUCGAGGAACGCCGUGCCAGCGCAUAUCGCUCGCACGCUCAAUCGCCCGCACUGAUCAAUCGUCCUCCACCCUCUCCAUCUCACCACGUACCAUACAUUGCACCAUCGAUGCGUAUGCAUGUCCGCUCUGAGACGCUUUCAGACAUCGGCUCUGCGUUCUCUGCCCCUCUAGGCUUCAAGCCACUUCCUACCACCCCGGAAGCAGGUACCCUGACUCGCAGGGCAACAAUGGGACUCACACUCGCCCCCCCAUCCUUCUCUCACACCGGUCCCUUGAACUCGAACCCCAUCACACCGCCACCACCAGCCACACCUACCACACCAAUAGCCCGUCUUGGAGCCUGGCUCAAGCGCUCCACCUCCACUCUAGCCUCUAGCUCACGUCCCACGACCCCUAAAACCGCCGAUUCUUUCUACAAAUGCGAACCGCACCCCGCCCUCCCCACAUCAUCUUCGCGUCCCUCAACAGCAGGAUCACGCACCUUGCAUACGCGUCAGGAAUCGCAAGAAAGCAACGGCACAGCCACCGUGACCCUCUUCUCUUCAUCUUACCCUUCUUCUACCCGUUCACCCUCACCAACCCACUCCCUUUCCACUGUCGCUACAUCCUCGCCACCAAGGAAACUACGACGUGUCCCUGCUCCUCUGACGCUCGUCAAGGAUAAGGAGAUUGCUGCCGAAGCUGGUUUGUUGAGUGCGCGUAGCACGACGAGGAGUUUCAUGAACGAGAAGCCUCCCAUGAGCCCUAACUUUGAUUUGCUCAAGGGUAUGGAAAUUAGUGCUAAGGAUGUUGGGAUCAAUGGGAGGCGGAGUUUGAUGGCGCUUAGUCCGGGGGCGGUUGGUGUUGCUUUUUAA